CUCUAUCUCUCUCUAUCUCUCUAGCGAUUCAGGAACACAUUUCACCAGAUCUAUGAAGUUUCAACAGAUCGAUGAACAUUCUGACCUCCUGGUUCUGAUUUCCGGCUUUUAUUGGCGGAUCAGGUGUUGGAGGUAGUCAGCCGGUUGAUCUUUAGAAGACCUGCACCUGAGAAUUUUAAAUCUGCGGCCCCCAAACACUAAAGGUAAGAUUUGUUGUUGAUUGUGGUCUAAAAGUUUGACCGUAUUAGGGUUUGUGGUUUAUUUUGGUUGUGUAUCACUUCAACUGAUGUCCAGGGUGUCAUUGUGUGGUAAAGCGUACGAUAAUGGGUUUACUUGUGAGGAUUUUGAUUCUAUUCAUCUUUAUUACCAGGGUUGUGAAUGAGAUCAAUAGCUCAGCAACAAGGAAGAACAAAGAAUGGAAAGAUAAGCUGCCAAAUGUUGUUUUAAAAGCUGAAGAAAUCAUGUAUUCUAAAGCAAAUUCUGAGGCAGAGUAUAUGGAUCUUGAAAUCCUAUGGGAUAGAGCUAAUGAUGCCAUUAACACCAUAAUUAGGUUGGAUGAAAGUACAGAUGGUGUUUUCUUGCAGUUGUUUGUAGAACAUCUACUUGCUCUUGAUGGAGCUAAGGAAAGACUGUCCUUGUUUGAAGCUAACUUGAUUGCAGAAGGAUCUUUUGAUUCUACAAUACAAUAGCAGCUUUCUUGGAUUCACCUAAUUAUAGUUGUCAAUUUUGGAGCAUCACAAAGUCAUUACGAUUUCAAAUUGGGGCUACAGUUCAUCAACCCAGAGAGGCUAGGUUUCAUAGCAAUAAUGAGGGUAAAUCGAAUGGUUGGCUGCAGGAGCAGACCUCCAUUGUUUCAAAAACAUAAUAGAGCCCAAAUGGCAGGUCGCGCUCUUUGUGAUGGUGGAAUGUGGACUAAGACUUUUUUCAAGUCAAAAUCAGACAA
Helianthus annuus (common sunflower) is the source of this 943-nucleotide messenger RNA. RefSeq lists its product as uncharacterized. The transcript is spliced from 6 exons. Lineage: Eukaryota; Viridiplantae; Streptophyta; Magnoliopsida; Asterales; Asteraceae. Bases 324 to 689 code for a protein of 121 amino acids. The record is from RefSeq and is a predicted model, not a curated record.